UUGAUCCAUCAAACACUUGCAUAAUGGCAUCUACUUCAGCUUCAUCCAUACAAAGGAGCUUCAAGUAUGACGUCUUUUUGAGUUUUAGGGGUGAAGACACCCGCAAGAACUUUGUUGAUCAUCUAUAUCAUGCUCUUGUCAAUAAAGGCAUUAUAACCUACAAGGAUGAUGAAAAAAUCAAGAAAGGGGAAAGAAUCGGAGAUCAGCUCAUCGAGUCCAUUGAAGACUCGAGAUUUUACAUCAUUGUUUUCUCAAGGAACUAUGCAUCUUCAUCAUGGUGCUUAGACGAGCUCGUCAAGAUUAUGGAGUGCCAAAAGAUGACCGAGCAUACUGCUUACCCCAUCUUCUAUGAUGUGGAACCCACUGAAGUCCGCAAACAAAGUGGAUCAGUUGGGGAAGCCUUUGAACAGGUCACAAGGAAGAGGAAGAGGACGUUGGAAGAUGUAAAUCUGGAAAAGGAAAAUGAUGUUGGAAGAUGGAAAAAUGCUCUAAAAGAAGCAGCCGACCUCGCUGGGAUGGAGUUGAAAAACACUUUCAACGGGCAUGAAGCAAAAUUUAUCCAACAAAUCGUUCAAGACGUUUCACGAAAGCUACAUCUCAUUAACUUGAGCAUCGAUAGGAAGUUAGUAGGCAUGGAGACUCGGGUAAGGGACGUAAUUUCAUCUUUGGAACUUGAUUUAGAUGAUGUUCGGAUGAUAGGGAUCAAAGGGAUUGGAGGUGGUGGGAAGACGACUUUGGCGAGAGCUAUUUUUGAUAAUAUAUCCGUCUGGUUUGAAGGUAAGAGCUUUGUUGAAGAUGUCAGAGAAGUUUCAAAAGGCUCUUUGUUUGGGUUGAAGGAUUUGCAAAAACAAAUCCUUUCAUCUGUGUUAAACGAUCAAAAAAUUGUUGUAGCUGGUGUGUCGGACGGAAAAAGUAUGAUGCAAAAGAUGAUGCCUCAUAGAAAGGUUCUUGUAGUUCUAGAUGAUGUGGAUGAUAUAGACCAGCUUGAAGCAUUAGCAGGUGAGCCUACCUGGUUUAAGCCGGGAAGUAGAAUCAUCAUCACCACAAGAGAUGAGCAAGUGUUAGUAGCUCAACAAGUGAAUGUUAUUCAUGAUGUCAAUCUGUUAUCAGAUGAGGAAGCAAUUUGCCUCUUUAGUAGGUAUGCAUUUGGGAGGGAGAUUCCAGAUCAUGGGUAUGAAGAGCUAUUAAGAAAAGUUGUACGUUAUGCUGCCGGUCUUCCCUUAACAAUCAAAGUUUUGGGUUCACAUCUUUGUGGUAGAACUAAGCAUGAAUGGGUAGACACCAUAGAAAGACUAAAAACAAUUCCGUUGGAGAAAACUUUGAAAAGAUUGGAACUAAGCUAUAAUGGCCUAGAGAAUGAUGAGAAAGAAAUAUUCUUAGAUGUUGUAUGCAUACUGAAAGGUGAAAAGAAAGACCACUCAAUAAGAAUACUUGAAAGUUGUGGGUUUAAUGCUCAUAUUGGUUUAAGAGUUCUUGAGCAGAAAUCUUUGAUAACUAUUUCUGAUUAUCACGGUUUGCGUUUCCAUGACCAUAUAGAAGAAAUGGGCUGGAAUAUUGUCCGUGGUUUGCAGCCUCUUGAGCCUAGCAAGCAUAACCGACUAUGGAUUAAAGAGGAAAUAGAAGAUAUAUUGGUUAAUGAAUUGGGUACCGAAGUAACAAGAAGUAUUAAACUAAAAUACACAAGUCUCUAUCCAACAACUAUUAUGAGAGGUCUUAGGAAAAUGAGGGAACUUAGAUUUCUUUCGGUGCAUAAAGGAGAUAUAGUAUGGGCUGUUGAUGAAGUUACUCAACACUUACGAGAUGCUUUACAAUCUCUAUAUUGGCCUCAAUACCCUUUUCCGUCUUUACCUCAAACGUUUCAAGCAAAUAAGCUCGUUAACCUUGAAAUGGUUGGGAGCAAUAUAUUUGAACUUUGGGAAGGAGGAGAAAGAAAGGUUCUAAAUAAGAUAAGAUUCAUUGAUCUCAGAUAUUCAGAGUUAGAAACCUUUGACCUUAGUAUGACUCCAAAUCUCGAAAAGUUAAAUCUGGAAGGAUGUUUUAACUUUUUCAAACUCCACAUCCCUGUUGAAUGUCCAAAGCUCAAAUUCCUCAAUCUCAUUGGUUCUAAGGUGAGUAACCUUAACCUUGGGAUGAUUCCACAUCUCGUGAAGUUACAUCUUGAUGGAUGUAGUGAAUUUGUAGAGCUCCACUUGCCUGUUAAAUGUCCAAACCUCAAAUCCAUAGAUCUUAGUGGUUCUAAGGUGAGUAACCUUAACCUUAGGAUGAUUCCAAACCUCGAGGUAUUACAUAUCGAAGGAUGUAAAGAAUUUCCAGAGCUUUACUUGCCUGUUGAGUGUUCGAGCCUCAAAUUCCUCUACCUCAGUGGUUCUAAGGUGGGUAAGCUUAACCUUGGGAACACUCAACAUCUCGAAAAGUUGAAUUGUGAAUGAUGUAAUGAAUUUGUUGAACUCCACUUGCCCGU
This is a messenger RNA of Helianthus annuus (common sunflower), 2461 nucleotides long. RefSeq names its product disease resistance protein RPV1-like. NCBI's taxonomy places the organism in Eukaryota, Viridiplantae, Streptophyta, Magnoliopsida, Asterales, Asteraceae. The record is from RefSeq and is a predicted model, not a curated record. The transcript has 5 exons. Gene Ontology annotation, biological process: signal transduction; defense response. Gene Ontology annotation, molecular function: ADP binding. Bases 24 to 2429 code for a protein of 801 amino acids.